Messenger RNA from Drosophila navojoa, 1818 nucleotides. RefSeq names its product forkhead box protein crocodile (gene croc). Gene Ontology annotation, molecular function: DNA-binding transcription factor activity, RNA polymerase II-specific; RNA polymerase II cis-regulatory region sequence-specific DNA binding. Gene Ontology annotation, biological process: regulation of transcription by RNA polymerase II; anatomical structure morphogenesis; cell differentiation. The record is from RefSeq and is a predicted model, not a curated record. NCBI's taxonomy places the organism in Eukaryota, Metazoa, Arthropoda, Insecta, Diptera, Drosophilidae.
CAAACACAAAAGAGAAACAAGAAAAGAAAAGUAAAGCAACGAAGCAAAACUAAAAAAAGCUGCUUCAAGUUCUUGUGCCGGACAAUUUGGAGUGGCGGCUCAGUCCGCAAAACCUAAUAUACAGUUAGUUAUCCAGCGUGGACUACAACUACACAUACAAAUCCAUAUAUGAUGCAUACGCUGUUCAGUGAUCAGAACUCGUUCUCCCGCCACUAUGCCCAAACGGCCGCCGGCUAUACGUCCGCCUCGGCGGUGGCAGCCGCCAGCAGCGCCUCGGCGGCGGCAGCGGCCCAUUAUGCGUACGAUCAGUACUCGCGGUAUCCGUACUCGGCCAGCGCCUACGGGCUGGGCGCACCGCAUCAGAACAAGGAGAUUGUGAAGCCGCCGUACUCGUAUAUAGCGCUCAUCGCCAUGGCCAUACAGAAUGCCUCCGACAAGAAGGUGACGCUCAAUGGCAUCUAUCAGUAUAUCAUGGAGCGGUUCCCCUACUAUCGGGACAACAAGCAGGGCUGGCAGAACUCCAUACGCCACAAUCUCAGCCUGAACGAGUGCUUCGUGAAGGUGGCACGCGACGAUAAGAAGCCGGGCAAGGGCUCGUAUUGGACGCUGGACCCGGACUCGUACAACAUGUUCGACAAUGGCUCGUUUCUGCGACGGCGCCGUCGCUUCAAGAAGAAGGACGUGAUGCGGGAGAAGGAGGAGGCGAUCAAGCGUCAGGCCAUGAUGAACGAAAAGCUGGCCGAGAUGAAGCCCCUGAAGCUGAUGACCAAUGGCAUACUGGAGGCCAAGCAUAUGGCCGCCCAUGCGGCCCACUUCAAGAAGGAGCCGCUCAUGGACCUGGGCUGCCUCAGCGGCAAGGAUGUCUCGCACGCAGCGAUGCUCAACUCCUGCCACGACAGCCUGGCGCAGAUGAACCACUUGACGGGCGGCGUGGAGCAUGCCGGCUUCACCGUCGACUCCCUGAUGAAUGUCUACAAUCCGCGCAUCCAUCACAGCGCCUAUCCGUAUCACUUGAACGAUGACAAUCUGACGGUGGCCAGCAGUCAGAUGCAUCAUGCCCAUCACGCCGCGGCUGCGCACCACGCCCAGCAGCUGCGACAUGUGGCCCACGUGUCGCAUCCCCUGACGCCGGGCAACGGCAAUGGAAUACAGUCGUCGGGCGCUUCACCCACCACGAUCUCAACGCCGCAUGGACCGGCGCAUGGUGGCUGGUAUACGCCGGAGACGCCGCCCUCGGAGCCCAUUACCAAUGGGGCUGGCCAGAGUGGCACGCCCACACAUCCCAGCAACGGCAACCCGAAUCACAGCAGCAGCAGCAACAACAACAACAACAACAACAGCAGCAGCAUACACAACAACAACAAUCCGGCUAUCUCCGCCUCGGUGCUGACCAGCAGUCCCAGCUCAGCGUUGGGCUUCCGCGACAUGAUCUUCGAGCAGAAUCAAUCCUGCCAGCUGGACACGGGCAGCCCGACGGGCAGCAUACAGUCGGCCAGUCCGCCGGCCUCGGCCAGCGUUGCGGCCGCCUCGGCCGCCGCCGCAGCAGCCGUGAUAAACAGUCAUCAUCAUCAUCAUCAUCACGUGUCGCACCUGAGCGGGAAUCUGGGCAAUCUGGGCCAGCUGAGCAACCUCAGCCACUAUCGGCCGCAUGUGGGUCACUAUCAGGAGUAUGGCAUCAAGUACGGUGUCUAAGAAGGGGGCGUAUCCUAUCUAAGUGGGGCGUGGCCGCUGUGCUCUCUUGUAUAUUCCUGUAAAUAUAUUCCCAAGCACGACUCACAGCAGCAACUGCAGCAGAAAGUAUCUCAAUGUCAAUGAAUU